Aspergillus affinis is the source of this 813-nucleotide messenger RNA. Its product is annotated as mitochondrial 54S ribosomal protein bL27m. Gene Ontology annotation, biological process: translation. NCBI's taxonomy places the organism in Eukaryota, Fungi, Ascomycota, Eurotiomycetes, Eurotiales, Aspergillaceae. Gene Ontology annotation, cellular component: ribosome; mitochondrial large ribosomal subunit. Bases 1 to 813 code for a protein of 270 amino acids. Gene Ontology annotation, molecular function: structural constituent of ribosome. The transcript has a single exon. The record is from RefSeq and is a predicted model, not a curated record.
AUGUUACAACCCAGACUGCUGGCCCCGUUCCGGGUGCUGGAGAGGGCAAUUGCCCCUUCUCUCCGGGCCGCUCAGCCCAUCUCUCGCCCUUCGUCAUCCAUCCUCCCUCGAACCAUCUCCGCACCCACGCCGUUCUCCAAAUCCCUCCUCCCCUUGUCUCACGUCCGUCACGCCUCCCACGCUACCCAGGGAGCAGCAAAUCGUCACUCCCGUGAUCCGGCCGGAAAACGUCUCGGCGCGAAGCGCACCGGCGGCGAAUACGUGGUGCCCGGAUGCAUCAUCUUCAAACAGCGCGGCACGAAAUGGUUUGCCGGCGAGAACUGCGCCAUUGGCAGAGACCACACCAUCUACGCCACCGAGGCGGGCUAUGUGCGCUACUACCUCGACCCGGAGCGACACUCGGAGCGGAAGUACAUCGGAGUUGUCUUCGAGAAGGACGGGAAACUGCCGACGCCUCGCAACGCCCCGACCCGACGGAAGUUGAACUGCGUUGCGAUUGCCCGCACGCCAGAUGUGACCGCUGAGCCUCAGUCGGAUCUGGUGGCGACGACCGGAGAGAACGGCACCAUGGUUGCGAGCGUGCAGGCCGCCGACGCGGCCACCGGAGCCCAGCUGCGUCCGGGAUACAUGUACCGUCAGGCCAAUUGGCAGAUUGGUCGCGCGGCCGAGAAGGCUGGCGUCACGGCCAAAUCGUACAACCGCAACAACCGAUGGAUGGCGUGGAGGAAGAGACAGGCUCGGGCGCAGCGUGCUGCCCAGAUGAAGAGUCUGAAGAACAAGAAGUCGUCGAAGAAGGGCAAGGGUGGCCGUUAA